GCGGACAUUGUUUAGAUCACGACAUCGAAGCCUGCAACCAUCGAAGCAGUUUGACGUAGAUAGGUGACGUAAAUAGUUGGUUACUAUGGACACCUCCGAACAGAUCCAGGUAACACAAUGGUACUAUGGUUUUUUCCUAGCCCAAUGUCACCCGGUGGUGUUCAUCAUGUGGGAUCUUUCCAUCAUUCCUGCGGUUCUACUUGGCCCCUUCUGAUGUGAUCUAGAACUGUGGAGGCCGAUGGGCACAUGUCGGACACUGCAGUAGAGCAGGAUUACGGUACUCCAAGGAGCCAGGCCGUGAAGUCGACCUUACUCUCAUGGAAUCAGCCAGCGGACCUUCCCAAUUCGUGUAUUGAGGAGAUUUCCCCACUCACUCAUCCGCAUGGUGCUGUUACUGGCAAUCGUCAACGCUGUAAUGUGACUUUUUCCCAGCGACAUGAGAUCCGGGCUCUAGAUUCCCUGCAAAUGUCAGUACGAAGAAACACCCGCGAUCCGCAGUCCUGCCGAAUGGACCAAAUCUCAGCUCACGAUCGUUGAAAUGCAAGAGCCAAGAGCCACCGGUGACAUUGCACUGCUCGAGCGUGCAAUGUCUCUCCUCUCGAACCGGAUGCGAUCGUCUCUCGGAACAGCUGCUACAACUCUCGAAACGGGUGUUUAAGAAUUUGCAAGCGCCGGCAGCUCUGCGGGCAAUGUCAAUCGCGACGUGAAGUCUAUCCGACAGGAAUUCCGCGUGGGCAGACGUCUCAUUCUCGGAAUGCUUACCUCUCUUCGUCGACAUAGCGAAGAUCAUCGACGCUCGCAUCUCCAACGGAGUGUUCUGCGUCACAGUGGAAGAAGCAGAAGGGUUUCGGAUUGACGAAACACGCGCGCGUCUCAGAAUCAUGAUCCACGAAAGUAGAAUCCCAUAGGGCCGAGUGAACAGCCAAGAGGAUUAAAUAUUUAAGUGCGAGGAUAAUGACAACAUGAUUUUUUCCCCAACUCUGCCGCGCGAGGACAAGAAGGGCCCAUCGUUGGAACUGUUUUCUGCAAUCUGAUUCUUACGGCUAACUUGCCAAUGUUAGAAUUUGACUCUGUGGACGUCGAUGGACAAAUGUCUUUCCAGUUUUUGCAUCAUUUGAAACUCAUGAUGAGAUUUAUGAAUGGACAGUUCAUGAAUCAUUCUGCGUAUUAUUUUAUUUUGUUUUUCUGACUUGAGGGGAUUACUGUUUCAUUCGUUCAUUUAACAGGAUAUGAU
Molecule: messenger RNA, 1234 nt
Organism: Marchantia polymorpha subsp. ruderalis
Lineage: Eukaryota; Viridiplantae; Streptophyta; Marchantiopsida; Marchantiales; Marchantiaceae
Source: the annotation of a GenBank genome assembly